CCCAGAUUUCUCUGUCAGCCUACGUUGCAAGCGUGCUAAGCGACCAGUUUCAGAAACAUGAAGGCCACUUCCAAAGCCAUCACCCAGAUGGGUAUAAUAACAACUAUGUUCGGAGCUUCAGCGACCGCUCAAAACGUAUCGUUCGGAGCCGACAAUUUUUACCGCAGCAACAACGUAACGAUCCAACCAAUCACGUUCCCCACCAUGUUCAACACUUUGGUCGCGGGCAAUCUUUUUACUCCAGACAAUCUCAGCGUCAAUCACUCAGCUAUUGUUCUCAGCCAUCCUGCAGGAGCAGUAAAAGAACAAAGUGCGAACCUAUACGCCACCAAGUUAGCUGAACAGGGUUUUGUUACCAUUGCCCUAGAUCAUCCUUACUUUGGUGGCAGCGAGGGGGAGCCACGUCAGGCAGUAGCUCCAGAACUCUAUGCAGAAGCUUUUAGUGCGGCGAUAGACUAUCUCGGCCUGCUAGAUUUCGUUGAUCGUGAGCGCAUCGGCGGGCUUGGCAUUUGUGGUAGUGGUUCCUACAUUAUUAGCGCUGCAAAGAUCGAUCCACGUAUGAAAGCUAUCGCAACCUCAAGCAUGUACGACAUGGGCUCUGCCUUUCGUAACGGCAUAAGGAAUUCAAGGAGCACAGAACAACGCAAGGCAAUCAUAACUGCAGUAUCAGAGCAACGCUGGGUCGAAGCGGCAGGUGGCCAAACUCAAAUUGGCCUGGGCACACCGCUAACUAUUACGAACGAGUCGACCGCUAUCGAGCGCGAAUUCUACGAUUUUUAUCGCACUUCACGCGGCGAGUACACAGCUCCAGGAGCGUUAGCCAACCAGACAACAGGCUCAAUCCUCUCAAGCAGUUCAAAGUUGGCGAAUUUCUACCCGUUUAACAACAUUGAGGACAUCUCGCCGCGUCCUUUGCUUUUUAUCUCAGGCGACCAGGCUCAUUCCCGUGAGUUCAGCGAGAACGCUUACAGACUUGCUUCUGAACCGAAGGAGCUUUUGUGGAUCCCAGGUGCUGGCCAUGUUGACCUCUACGAUCGUGUUGAUCUUAUUCCGUUCGGUAGAAUCACCGAAUUUUUCCGCACGCAUCUCAGCAUCUAA
Boeremia exigua is the source of this 1098-nucleotide messenger RNA. Its product is annotated as putative alpha/beta superfamily hydrolase. Bases 58 to 1098 code for a protein of 346 amino acids. The transcript has a single exon. The record is from RefSeq and is a predicted model, not a curated record. Lineage: Eukaryota; Fungi; Ascomycota; Dothideomycetes; Pleosporales; Didymellaceae.